Molecule: messenger RNA, 1801 nt
Organism: Acanthopagrus latus (yellowfin seabream)
Lineage: Eukaryota; Metazoa; Chordata; Actinopteri; Spariformes; Sparidae
Product: heme transporter hrg1-A-like
Exons: 3
Coding region: 309-743 (144 amino acids)
Biological process (GO): heme transport
Cellular component (GO): lysosomal membrane; plasma membrane
Molecular function (GO): heme binding; heme transmembrane transporter activity
Source: RefSeq, a predicted model, not a curated record
AGCGUGUUAUGUGUGUAUGUGUUUUUUCUUUUAGCAGCUGGACAGAAGCGAUCACCAAAAAAGCUUUGUCAUGUUUCACACUCUGCCCGUGUGUGUGUGUGACAGCCACCAUUAGUCAGCAGGACACACACGGCUCCUCACUUUCUGUCCUCGUUUGAAGAUUAACCGACCGGAUGUUGUUUUGAAACCCCCAGCUCUCCGUCCUCUCCCUCUGUCUGUCUGUCUCUCUGUCUGUCUCCCUCUCGCACACUCGGUCCUCGUCCUGUCGCGCUGUUUGUGUGUCGGCCGCCUCUGUUUUUUUAGUGAUAAUGGCUGUUAAUAAAACACACGUCAGUAUCGGCUAUGCCUCCUUCGGCAUGCUCAUGGGCUUCUCGGCUUUCCUCGUGUGGAACAUCGCGUACAAACAGCCGUGGACCGCAGCCAUGGGGGGACUGUCAGGUGUGCUAGCACUUUGGACCCUGAUCACUCACGUCAUGUACCUGCAGGACUACUGGAGGACGUGGCUCAGGGGCCUCAAAUUCUUCUUCUUCUGUGGGCUUUUCUUCUCCCUGCUGGCAGUCGUGGCCUUUAUCACUUUCCUGUCUGUCGCCAUCAACAAAAAGGAGUCCCUGACUGACCCUAGCAGUCUCUACCUGUCCUGUGUGUGGAGCUUCAUGAGCCUCAAGUGGUCCUUCCUGCUCGCCUUGUCGGCCCACCGCUACCGCAAAGAGUUCGCCGAUAUCAGCAUCCUCAGUGACUUCUAAGGGCACGUGAAGCAUCCCGCUGUGACCACGCAGAUUUUGGAGAACACUCACUGCGCAGUGUGUCGCAAUCCGAACAUGAUGGAGGAGGUUUUGAGAGGUAUCAGAGGAGAGGUUGAAAUACUUUGAGCUGUGGGUGAGCAACCUGAUCCUUCCCUGCUCUCAAACCUCCCGUCUUUUUUCUUAUGUGUGCAGGACUGUGCCCUGUUUUCUAUGAUAUUUUCACUUCCUUCGCCUCCUGCUUAGUCAUGCGUCCUCCUGACACAACAAAACCAAAAUAUGUUCAUUUUUAUCCAUGACUCAGUGGAAAGGAAACGCUGCCUUUCAGCACACACCCGCAGUUCUAAUUAUUAGCUGCAGCUCUACGCUGCAACCACUAGAGGGUGUCACCCUCCCAACAAUUAAACACAAUGUACAGAAUGUGUCCUUGACAACUUUAAUCAAUGUAUUUUAUUACAUUUCUCCCUCUUAAUUGAGUGAUGAAGAGUUGUUUCCCACCACAAGUUAAACAUGCAGUGGUCAGAUAAUGAAGUAUGUAUAUGUAAAAGAACCGAUCCUGCGUGCUUUUAAGUUGAUGUACAUCAGGGUCUCACAAGAGGGCAGGGCACCCAAAAUCCUCCAGCAUCAACAUGAAGGCUUUCAUGUGCAGUUCCAGAUAAGCACCACAUGUCCUGGUUCAGUGUAUCUCUGGACCACAAGGGGCCUUUUUAAUGUAAAGAAGGAUUUUUGUAUUAUUUUUAUCAGCCUGACAAAAACAAAAGAAAAGCGAGUGUGCGAGUAUGAAAAAAACUCAUUUAUGGCAUCAAUUCACAAUGGCAGUGACACCACUAAUGUGCAUGCAUGUUGCUUUAUGUUAUAUCGUCCUGAUGGGAACCAUUUAUGACAUUUACAUUGUUGCUUCCUGAGAAUAUUUUUCUGUCUUUUAUGUGUUAGUCUGAACAUUAACGGACGUGAAGGAUGGUGUCGUGUAUCCAUGUGUGUGAAUUGACUGAAUGACGGAGUGUGUGUUUGUAUAGGAGUGUCUGAGAGUGAUGUUAAUAAAAUAUGUUUUUGACAUCCUU